This is a messenger RNA of Camponotus floridanus (Florida carpenter ant), 1213 nucleotides long. It is a transcript of the gene Ppcs, whose product is annotated as phosphopantothenate--cysteine ligase. NCBI's taxonomy places the organism in Eukaryota, Metazoa, Arthropoda, Insecta, Hymenoptera, Formicidae. Gene Ontology annotation, biological process: coenzyme A biosynthetic process. The transcript is spliced from 8 exons. The coding region runs from base 220 to 1161 and encodes 313 amino acids. Gene Ontology annotation, cellular component: cytoplasm; nucleus. The record is from RefSeq and is a predicted model, not a curated record. Gene Ontology annotation, molecular function: phosphopantothenate--cysteine ligase activity.
UAUUCAUGUUUCUAUAGAAUGAGUUGCUAGAAAGAAAAGAGAGACGUUGCAACUGAAAUAUCAGAGAGUUGCAUUUAUCUUACACAAGUAUAUAUUAAGAUUCCCAUUUAUUUUAAGAAAUAUAAUAUUAUUGUUAGCAACAAAUAAUCAGUGUAUGAUGACUUUGAUACAAGGUUAAGGGAAAGAAAGAAAUCUGUUAAAUUGGUAUAAAUAUUUACAAUGGUGUCAGCGUGGGAAGACUUUUAUGCGAAGCAUCCACCUCCUCAAGAUUUGGAGCAGAAUGAAACUGCUCUGAAGGAAUUUACAAAAAAGCAUUUAGAUGAGGGCAAUAAAGUAGUACUAAUAACGAGCGGAGGUACAACUGUACCCUUAGAACAUAACACUGUAAGAUUUGUGGACAAUUUUAGUGCAGGCACAAGAGGCUCUGUUUCGGCAGAAUAUUUCUUAGAGCAUGGAUAUGCAGUUAUCUUUAUGUAUAGAGUCAAAUCCUUGGAACCAUUUUCAAGACAUUUCAUUGGACAAAAGUUUUUAGAUUUGCUUCAAAUAUCGGAUAAUAAUAAUGAGACUCCUGUUAUCACAGUUUCACCUGAAUAUACCCAGAAGGUGGCAAUAGUACUGCGAAAAUAUAGAGAAGCGUUUGAUCAAAAGAAACUGCUACAACUCACUUUCACAACUCUUCCUGAAUAUUUCUGGCUGCUCCGAUCUGCUUGUCAAGCAUUAGCACCUUUAGAAAACAAAGCUAUUCUAUAUUUAGCAGCAGCAGUCUCAGAUUUUUACAUUCCUUCUAAUGAAAUGUCAGUCCAUAAAAUUCACUCAACUGGACCGCCAACUAUAUCUCUUCAAUUAGUACCAAAGAUAUUAGCCCCAUUAGUUAGUUUAUGGGUACCAAAAGCAUUUGUAGUCUCCUUUAAAUUGGAAACUGAUGAAAGCUUGCUAAUUUCCAAAGCAAGAGCUGCUCUCAAUAAAUAUCAUCACAAUCUUGUAAUAGCAAACAUGUUGCAAACUAGAAAGCAACAAGUGGUAAUUGUAAGCAAAGAAACUGAUUAUAGCCUGUCUCUUACAAAUGAGCAAUUAAAUGAUGGUGAUGAGAUUGAACAAUUAAUUGUAAAUGAUAUUAGUGAAAAACAUACAAAGUUCAUACGGUCUGGAGAAAUUAAUUGAUGAAUAGUUUUAGAUUAAAAAAUAUUUAGAUUUUAAAUAGUGAUGUAAUAUU